AUGUCGACGCCGCACGCCAAACGCCGCAGGCUGAACGAUGCCACAACCACACUCAAGAAGCCGUUCAAAUCACCCUUUCGCACGCCGCUCAGGCCCAACAUUGGCUCUGACCCACCUUCCUCCGAUCCUCCCGACGUCAGCACACCGGCACAGUUGACCUCGUACUCGACCUCACCCACGACACCUGACGCAGCUCACGGCGCGCCUCCGCCGCGAGAGGUAGCUCUGACGACCCCUGCACCACUACAACCACGCUUCUCCAACCCACUUACGUCUCGACCGACCUUCUCUACACCCUCGCGAGGUGUCCCAAAGAAGACGUCAUCCAAUCCUUCCCUGACGCGCGAGCUUGUGCAGCUCCGCAACGAAGUCCAAAUUCUCACCCAAGCCCACACACUCGCUACAUCUACGAAAGACGAAGACUUGCAAAUCUUGAUCGACAAAUGGCGUACUGCAAGUCGCGCUGCAGCUGAGGAGCUUUUUGGCAGUACACGAGACCGAGUGAACAGAAUGGGCGGUGUGGGCGCCUGGAAGGAGCGCGAGAAGGAGGCCAAGGAGCGGACGAUGAAGUGGGAUCUUGAAGAGCGGGAAGCCGAGAGGGAGAAGAUAGCAGAAGCGAGGGAGAACGGCGAGAUUGGAGAUGAAGCAUACGACAAGUAUGCUGAACUGGCAGACGAGCAGGGUCAGGAAGAAGAGGUAGACGACGUGUCUAAGACUGCUGACGAUGACUCAUUUACAAUGGACAUGAUGCUGAAGACGCUCAACAUUGAUCUGAAGCUCAUCGGUUACAGCAAGGAAGCCCAGCGAUGGGAUGGGUGA
Molecule: messenger RNA, 819 nt
Organism: Ascochyta rabiei
Lineage: Eukaryota; Fungi; Ascomycota; Dothideomycetes; Pleosporales; Didymellaceae
Exons: 2
Coding region: 1-819 (272 amino acids)
Biological process (GO): DNA recombination
Source: RefSeq, a predicted model, not a curated record